AUGUUUAGAGAUCGAACGAAACUAUUCCUAUCAUAUAGAAGAACAAUCACAAGAGACACACCAAUAUCAUCACAACCAUAUCGAGAUAAUUUAUCUGAUUCUACAACAGACUUACAAAAUCCAUUUUUAGAUGAUUCAGAAAAAGAUAAAUUAAUAUUAGGAUCACGUAAAAGGAAAAGUACAGAUAUAGAAAUGAAACCAUUAGUUCCAACAAAAUUUGAAAUUUCAAAUGAUUUAAAUAAUUAUUUGCAACAAAUUGAUAAAGAUACAAAAGAAUUAAAUUCAUUAUAUAAACAAUUAAUAAUUAUAAAUAAACAAGAUAAAAAAAAAUUAGAAACUAAAAUUGAAGAACUCAACUAUAAGAUAUUGAUAAAUUUUGAAAAAUGUUAUGUAUGUAUUAAGAAAUUUGAAAAUAUUGCCAAAAAUCAUCAACGUUAUAAUUUAAAUUAUACAAAUUACGAUUUAGAAAUUUUAAAUAAUUUAAAACUCAAGAAUAUAACCAAAAUUCAAAAUUCUUUAAUUGAAUUUAGAAAUUUACAAAAUAAUUAUAUAAAUUUUUUAAGAUCAGAAGAUGAUGAAAUUGAUUUAAUCAUAAACUCCAAGAAUCUAAAAAAUUCUUCAAAUUUAGAUGAAUUUAGUAAACAAAUUAUUGAAAAUACUACAAAUUCAAAUCACGAACAACAACAACAACAACUUCAACAACAACAACAACAGGAUCCUUAUUUAAAUCAAAGAGAAAAAGAAAUAAAUAAAUUAGCUAUGGGUAUACUUGAAAUUUCAACAAUUUUUAAAGAAAUGUCAUCAAUUAUAAAUCAACAAGGUACUUUAUUAGAUCGUAUUGAUUAUAAUUUACAAUCUACAACACAAGAUUUGAAUCAAGCUAAUAAGGAAUUAAUAAAAGCUAAAACUUAUCAAAAACGUACAACCAAGUGUAAAAUCAUAUUUUUUUUAGCAUUAUGUGUAUUUGCUUUAUUAAUGAUUUUCUUGUUGAAACCAAGUGGGGGUAAGACCAAGAUUAUUGAAAAACCUUCAUCUGGAAAUAAUAAUAAUGAUAACAGUAGUGGUAGCAAUGAUAAACCUUCUAGUGGUGAAUCGAGUGGUGAUGAUAAAGUUAAUAAUGAAGUUAAUCAUCCUAAUGCUAAUAUUGAUGGGACUAAAGCUAUUGGUAAUGAUUUAAUAUAA
Messenger RNA from Lodderomyces jiufengensis, 1182 nucleotides. It is a transcript of the gene TLG2, whose product is annotated as Tlg2p. Gene Ontology annotation, biological process: vesicle fusion; vesicle-mediated transport; intracellular protein transport. The record is from RefSeq and is a predicted model, not a curated record. The transcript has a single exon. Gene Ontology annotation, molecular function: SNAP receptor activity; SNARE binding. NCBI's taxonomy places the organism in Eukaryota, Fungi, Ascomycota, Pichiomycetes, Serinales, Debaryomycetaceae. Bases 1 to 1182 code for a protein of 393 amino acids. Gene Ontology annotation, cellular component: endomembrane system; SNARE complex; membrane.